Mugil cephalus (flathead mullet) is the source of this 5700-nucleotide messenger RNA. It is a transcript of the gene itga1, whose product is annotated as integrin, alpha 1. The transcript is spliced from 30 exons. Gene Ontology annotation, cellular component: integrin complex; external side of plasma membrane. The coding region runs from base 218 to 3781 and encodes 1187 amino acids. NCBI's taxonomy places the organism in Eukaryota, Metazoa, Chordata, Actinopteri, Mugiliformes, Mugilidae. Gene Ontology annotation, molecular function: integrin binding. Gene Ontology annotation, biological process: integrin-mediated signaling pathway; cell adhesion mediated by integrin; cell-matrix adhesion. The record is from RefSeq and is a predicted model, not a curated record.
UCGGCUCAGCUCAGCGGAGCAGAGCUCUUGUAGGAGGUGGAGGAGCCAGUUUGAAACGGGACCUCAGACACUUAUACUACGGCACAGAAAAUGCCCUGCAGAUCCUUGUUAGGCAUUUAACAAAUUUCACAUUUCUCUGCGGACCCCUGUUGAGCCGAACGCUGAACGAGUGUGAAAGGGAAUAACUGAAGACACAGGACACACAUUGCGCGUCAGGAUGCUCGGGUUAAGUCAACAUUUCACUUUGACAGCAGCGGCUUGUGUGGUGCUGCUGGCAUGCGUGCUGUCCUUCAACGUGGACCAGAAGAACGGUUUGUCCUUCAAAGGCCCACUGGAGGAUAUGUUUGGCUACUCUGUCCAGCAGUUUGAGAACAGCGAGGGAAAGUGGGUUCUCAUUGGAUCACCGCUGUCGGGCCAGCCUGCUAAACGGACUGGAGACGUCUACAAAUGUCCCGUGAAUGGAGGGGAAAACUCUUGUAUCAAACUGGACCUGCCCAAAAACACAACCGUUCCCAACUUGCGUGAAGUCAAGGAGAACAUGACCAUGGGAACCACACUGGUGACCAAUCCCCUUGGAGGAUUUCUGGCGUGUGGUCCUCAGUACGGCUACAUGUGCGGCCAGCAGCAGUUCAUCUCGGGAGUCUGCGCAAACGUCAGCUCUUCCUUCGAGAUCCUCAACUCCGUGGCACCAGCCGUGCAAGAGUGUUCAAAGGAGCUGGACAUUGUGAUGGUUCUGGAUGGAUCAAACAGUAUCUAUCCCUGGAGCAGCAUCGUCGACUUCCUCAUCCGUUUCCUUGAAAAAAUUGAUAUCGGACCUAAACUCUCUCAAGUGGGAAUUGUGUCGUAUGGUGAGACUGUGACUCACAAUGUCAACCUGAGCGAGUUUGACAACACUCCUGCCAUGCUGCGUUUUGUCAGAUCCCUUCCUCAGCAGACUGGCUCCAAGACCAUGACUUUCUUGGGCAUUGACACUGCCAGGAAAGAGGCGUUCAUGCCAGAGCGGGGAGCACGGCCUGGGGUGAAAAAGGUCAUGGUGAUCGUGACUGACGGAGAGUCACACGAUUUCUACAACUUAAACAAAGUCAUCGGAGAAUGUGAUGAGGAUGACAUCGAGAGGUUUGGCAUUGCUGUUUUGGGAGACUACAAUCGUCAGAACAAAACACCAGAGGAGGUGCAGAAGUUUAUCAACGAGAUCGCGGCAAUCUCCAGUUUGCCGUUGCGAGAUCACUUCUUUAAUGUGUCUGAUGAGUUUGCUCUGUUGAGCAUUGUGGAUGCACUCGGAAGCAGGAUUUUUGCUCUGGAGGCAACAACUGGAAAUUACACCUCUUCCUUUGAGAUGGAAAUGUCCCAGGCUGGCUUUAGCGCACACAACAUUGAAGGAGGUGUGUUACUGGGUGCAGUGGGAGCGUAUGACUGGAACGGGACGGUGGUAAUGCACACUGCUGGAAAAACAGUCGUUCCAGGGAAAAACGAGUUCUUCAAUCCAAAGACUGAGGUCGGCUACGAACGACUGGCUGGGUACCACGGCUAUGACGUCCAGUCAGCGUCCACACCCGACGGAGUGCUAUACAUCACGGGUGCACCGCGGUACAACCACACGGGCCGCGUUGUAAUCUACCGCCUCGAUGCAAACAACAGCAUCGUCGUGUCGCAGAUACUGAAAGGAGACCAGAUUGGUUCUUAUUUCGGCAGCGUCCUGCAGACUCUCGACGUGAACGGAGAUUCCUACACAGACAUCCUUCUGGUAGGAGCUCCUAUGUACAUGGGCUCAGAGAGAGACGAGCAGGGACAAGUCUACGUCUACAAGGUCAAUGAGGACGGCCAGUUUGAGCAUCAGUUUACCCUAAAGCCUGUCAAUCAGUCCUGCUGUACCGCCCAAUCAGCCACCUGCACUAACGAAAACGAACCGUGUGGCGCCCGGUUCGGCACGGCCAUAGCGGCGGUGACGGAUCUCAACCUCGACGGGUUCAACGACGUGGCGAUCGGUGCGCCUCUCGAGAACGACCACAGGGGGGCCGUCUACAUCUAUCACGGGGACGAGACGUCGCUGAAAGAGAAAUACGUGCAGCGGAUUCCUGCAGGUGGCGACGGGAAAAAGGUCAAAUUCUUUGGUCAGUCCAUACAUGGAGUCAUGGAUCUGAAUGGGGACGGAAUCACUGAUGUCACCAUAGGAGGUCUGGGAGGGGCUUCCUUGUUCUGGUCCAGAGAUGUUGCACAGCUUCACGCCAACAUGACUUUCAACCCCGCUAAAAUAAACCUGCAGCAGUCUAUGUUCCAGUGUGAGUACGGUGGACGCACAUCUGUUUGUGUAAAGACGGAGGUGUGUUUCUACUACACCAUCAAAUCUGAGCAGUCAAACCCGGACUAUGAAACAGAGAUCCGCUAUUACUUGACUCUGGAUGCUCUGCGUGCAAAAGCCAGAGCUUCGUUUUUUACCUCGGACGAUAAAAGCGAUCGCAAGCUUAACAAGACGCUCACCAUGAAAGACAGAGAGAGGAAAUGCAUCAACGAAACCUUCAUGAUGUCGGCCCGACUGGACUUCCGAGACCCUCUCAUGGUGUCUUUGGAGUUUGCGCUGGCCAAAGAGGACGAGGGCCCGGUCCUGGACGAAAGCCUUCCCAAGUCCAUCAAUAAGACAAUCGCUUUAGUGGACUGUGGAGAUGAUGAGAAGUGCAUUGCUGACCUCUCCCUCAGAGCAGAGUCGAGUGUAAAAAGCGUUAAGAUCAAAGUAAAUGAAAAGGAGAAGAUUGACGUGAACAUCAACAUCCUAAACAAGAGGGACAAUGCCUACAACACCAAAGUUACCCUCAGCUUCACACCGAACAUCAACUACGUGAAAGUAGAGCCAGAGACAGCGUGCUCUCUGAAUGGGACGAAGGUGGAGUGCGCUGUGGGAUACCCCUUUCUGGGAAACAAUGUGGAGGAAGAUUUCACUGUGAUAUUUGAGGUGAAUCCGAACAGUGUCCCGGAGCAAAUUCUGAUAAACGUGACAGCUACAAGUGACAGUGAAGAGCUGCCUUCAACCCUGGGUGACAACAGCGCCCAGAUCAGCAUCCCCGUGAAGUACGAAGCUGGAAUCACAUUCACAAUGUAUCACACGGCAGAACACAUAGAAAUAAAGGAAGGUGAACAAUAUCCCCCGGAGUUCAAUGACACCAAGAUGAUUGGGGAGGAGGUCAACAUCAGCUACACGGUGGAGAAGUUAGGUGACAUCGCGACUCCGCCCCUCAAACUCUCAGUGGAAUAUCCCCGUCACUCUCCUCUGAAUAACAGGUUACUGUACCUGACGCGUGUCACCAAAAGCCCUCAGGUGGACUGCUUCACAGAGAACCUGAUCAACCCUGAAAAAAUUAACCCCGGCAUAGUAAAACUGGAGCCCAAGAAAGAAACUCUCAGUGUCUUCCUAGUGAGCUGUGGACGAGCGAAAUGCGAUACGCUCACCUGCACCAUCCCUGCAGAUAAGAUGGGCCAGGUCAACGUUACGUUCAGAGUGUGGAAACCUACGUUCAUCAAGGGCGAGUUUUCCGCUCUGUACAUGGAGGUGAACGGUACUUUGAGUGUCAUGGACAGACAGCUGUUCGAACUGGGCAGCAAUGACAAGACCAGAAUUGCGAAGAUCCAGAUCUCAAAAGAGUCCAUAGGUGGAAUCCCAAUUUGGAUCAUCAUCCUCAGCAUCCUGAUAGGACUGCUCAUCUUAGCACUCGUCAUCUUCAUUCUAUGGAGGUUGGGCUUCUUCAAGAGAAAAACCAGGGACUACGCCAAAGAGGAAGUGAUGGACUGAGAUUGUCCAGGCAAAAUCGGUGACGGACAGACGGAGGGACAUCAGAAGACCCAGAGACACCUCAGUGUUACGACACAUUGACUACGGGGAAAACACAGUUUUCAUAUUUGAAUCUAUCUGAUAUUGUUUGCAAAUACUUCCAAACUCUUAUUUGUUUUUCUUCGUGCUCCUUUAAGCGCACUGUAGCUCUUGAGUUGGUCUUAUAUACGGAGACAAAGACACUCACUGUACACCCUGUCUGAAGUAUCUGCAAACACUAUCUGUUCCGUACUUUCGUGCAAAUAUACAGUACGCAUCAAGUGGAGCGGUUCAAGAAGAGGAACCAGAGGCGAGGAGGAAGGAAGCGUCGCAUUCGAGGCAUCAAGUAUUUACAAAAAAACCUUCUGAGCUGCACUAGCUGCACUCCGGCUUAAGAGGACAACAGAGUACUCAGGUUUUUAUUUUUCAUAUAAUGACGAUCCGAAGUUGCCUAAACUGCUUUGAGCUCUCGCGACGCCCUCACAGCACGGAUGCACGAAGGACUUAGAAGAGGAUAUGUGAAGAUGUUGCGGAAGCAGUCUGUCUUCAAAACGCAUCUGCUCGAUUAGUUUUUACGAAACACUGUAUCUUUUAGCAUUUUAUAGCAUUUGUGUUCUGCCGUUGCUGAAUUUUAACAAUAUAACGUGGCACAUCGUUCGUUUCCGAGCGGAAACCUGAUCAUGCUUUUAUUUUUUUAAACUUAUAAUCUUUAGUUUUAAUGUGUGCGCUAUUAAUUUCAGCUCGGUCACUGAGGGACGCAGGAAGAUGCGCAUUCAAAAAAAAAAUAAAAAAAUUCAAAUUGUUGAUUGUACUGUAAAUAUAAGUGCUCACUUUGUAAAGCUUUAAAAAUGUACAUAAUUGCAUUUAAUUUAAUGCUGUUGUUUUGUGUUUUUGGUGAUGAAAGAAGUGGUUUUGCUCAGGUGCUACCAGUAUCAACAAGAUGACAUCAACUUUAGAAAGUUACGAAAAUGAUUUGCCUUCUGUCGCAGUUUCAAAGCUGAUGUGUAAAUAUAGUUGUAUUUUGAUGAACAAAGAAAAAUAAAAUGAAAUUAUAAUUUUUCUGUACUGAAAAAAUGAGGGUUUGUAUCCACUACUUGGCUUUUAUUUGACUGAAAUGAUAUUUCAAACCUGUUGAAUGACUGUGUUUUGAAUGUUGAGGCUGAUUGAGGUAAAACACCACGACGUAAUAUUUAGUUUUCGAACUUUUAAUUUGCAAAGCAGAGUUUAAUAUUCCUCCUUUGUUCGGAUUUAGAAUUACAUGCGUCCCCGUUGACCGGUUUCCUCCAUCUCUUAAGGAUUUACUGGUAGCGUCAAGCGUAGCAUCUGAAUACUGGGCUCUCUGUCACCCCAUAAGCGGUACACAGUACCUCAUUCAUUCAGGUUCUCUGCCUUGUUUUUGUUUCCAGAAAUUGCACAGCUACUCAGUAUGUUAGAAGAGAUUAUAUUUUAUAUUGAGGAGAAAGUUUUUCCCGCCUCUUUCUUGACUUUUCCUCUCAGCGUCGCAUAAUAAAACGUUAAAAGCCGAAGGGAAGAGUCAAGAAGAAGAGGAAGAGUUUAAUAUUUUAAUACUCCUCUGCUCUCACACUCCACUGCUGCCAGGAAGCACAUGUAGUAAGUAGUAUGUAAAGAAUGUGUAACUUAGUCCUUUUUGAGAUUGUAUGGCCACGUCAGGUUUAUGCACGAAGGUGGAGCUGCACGCCCUUCUCUUUGUUGGCUUCAGGUGGCGCCGGGAUCAGAUCCGUGUGAGGGAGACAAAGGGAGGGUUGUGAGCUCCGGCCCAGCCUUCUACACUGCUGUGAAGUCUUCAUUGUAAUGCACUGGUUUGUCAAACUGUAUGUGUCCUCAUCAGCACAGGAUUUAACUGAGUCGUAUGUACAAAAAUAAAGACUUUUUACAAAGAA